Musca domestica (house fly) is the source of this 2560-nucleotide messenger RNA. RefSeq lists its product as uncharacterized. The record is from RefSeq and is a predicted model, not a curated record. Lineage: Eukaryota; Metazoa; Arthropoda; Insecta; Diptera; Muscidae. Gene Ontology annotation, biological process: negative regulation of DNA-templated transcription. The transcript has a single exon. Gene Ontology annotation, molecular function: nucleosomal DNA binding; nuclear receptor binding. The coding region runs from base 173 to 2386 and encodes 737 amino acids. Gene Ontology annotation, cellular component: SWI/SNF complex.
CAAACGAUUGUAGUAGAUUAACGGCGUCGUCAUUUGACAGCCACAAAGUUUUUCCCUUGUACAAGAAAAAAUUUGUGAUUUUUGCGGAUUUCAAGACAAAAAAGGCACAACAAAAACAGAAAUAUUGUAAAAGAAAUAAAAUAAAGGUCAAUAUUUUCAGUAGAGACAAGCAAUGUCUCUGCCAAGUAACUACAAACAAAUUGCACCAGCUCAACCGGCCACACCGGCUGGUAGCACUGGCGGCGGUAGCAGUGGUGGUGGAGGUGGAAGAUCUCGCUCUUCUGGCGCUGGUUCCGCAUCGGAACGGACCAAAGACAACACUCCAAUAUUCACACAUAGCAACUAUAGUAAUCCGGCAUUUACUCCACUGAAAGCUGGCAAGUCAUCAUCAUCGAAAAAUCAUGUGGAAGGUCGCGGUCCAAAGCCCCCUAAGCCACCAGAGAAGCCAAUUCUACCCUACAUGCGUUAUUCCAAAAGGAUAUGGGACAGUGUUAAAGCCCAAUAUCCCGAUUUAAAAUUAUGGGAAUUGGGCAAGAAAAUAGGUGCGAUGUGGAAGCAGCUCACGGAGGCUGAAAAACAGGAAUUUGUGGACGAAUAUGAAGCCGAUAAAGCGGAAUACGAGAAAACAUUGAAAGCUUAUCAUAGUUCGCCGGCUUACCAAGCUUAUUUGGCUGCCAAAGGUAAGACUAAACUCGAUAUUGAUUUACACGAGACACCAUCCCGUGGUGGUGGCGGUGGUAAGGGUCAGCAAGAAAGACGUAUAGAUAUUCAACCAGCCGAGGACGAAGACGAUCCAGAUGAAGGUUACUCCUUCAAGCAUGUCGCCUAUGCUCGAUAUUUACGCAACCAUCGUUUGAUAAAUGAAAUUUUCUCUGAUGCUGUUGUGCCAGACGUCCGUUCAGUGGUCACCACACAACGUAUGCAGGUCCUGAAACGGCAAGUUAGCUCUUUGACAAUGCAUCAAACUAAACUUGAGGCGGAGCUACAGCAGAUGGAAGAAAAAUUUGAAGCCAAGAAACAAAGGAUGAUGGAAUCUAGCCUAGCUUUCCAAGAAGAGUUGAAACGUCACUGUAAACCAGCCGUCGAUGAAGAUACUUUCCAGAAAAUGGUGCAAAAGAUCUACGAAGAAAUGAAACGUGAACGCCAACGUUUGUUAGACGAUCCAAAUGCUGGUAAACUGCCAGCCAUAGGCGGAGGCCCGGUGGCCGCUGCAGCAGGUGGUGCUACAGCUCCAACGGCAACACCUGGCGGCGUUGAACCGAAAAAGGAUAAUCAACCUGCUGCACUGGCUCCAACCAUGACACCAUCUGGGCCUCCGGCAUCGGGCGCCGUAGCUAUUCCACCAAUAAAACCACCACAUGAAUCUGGCAGUAAAACAGACCAUGAGCCAAUGGAUAUUGAACCGCCAGUAAAACCAACAGCACCAAUUGCUCCGAAGCCGGAACCGAAGUUGAAUGAAAAUACAAGUAAACAGAAAGGAUCUUCAGAAUCGGGCAAAGAUUCACCAAAACCCAAGGGUGGAAAGAACUCGACUGCACAACCAACACUACCAUCCUCAAAUAGUGCUCCACCACCACCUGCUGGAGAGCAGCCCCUACCGGCAACUGUACAGCAACAAGCUGCUGGUGUAAUACCACCAAACGUAACAGCACCUCCAAACAUUUCGGCGCAGCCACCACCGGCCAACCAACAUGUUCCACCCACAUCUGCCGCAGGUCAUCAGCCACCACCACUCCAUGCUCCGAGCAAUAUGCCACUCAUGCAUCCGCAUCAUGCACAACCUCCACCACCACAACAACAUGGCGGCCCAGCACCCCCACCACCAUCCCACUUACCGCCACACAUGCAACCCCAUCCACAGGCUCCCAUGGGUUCUAUGCCACCACAUGGACCAUAUGCCCAAUAUGGACCGGCGCCAACUGGACCCACCCGUUCGCCCUAUUAUCAGCCACAGUAUGGAGCUCAUCCACCACCACAACAACCAUACGGUCAAUAUCCACCAUAUCACUAUCAACAACCCUACGGCCCACCACCAGGUUCUCAUUACAUGAAUUCUCGGCCUCCACCACAACACAAUGGCGGAGCGCCUCCACCAGGCGCUCACUAUGCACCCGAACAUGUUGGCGGUCCUCCACCACCACAAUCACAACCUGGUGGACCGCUGGGACCACCGCCUCACAUGGCCCCACAUGAUGUCUAUGGCCAGCAGCCACCACCACAACAGCAGCAGCCACCUCCUACCGGCCAUAAUCCAUUGCCACCGCAACAACAGCCAUUGCCGCCGGCUGCACCUCCGACAACAGCAGCCCCAGCAGCUGCUCAACCACCACCAGCCGAUGACGGUGGACCACCAAAAUCAGAAACCGAAGAAAGCAAAGCUGAAUAAAUGUUGAUGUCGGGGAACAACAAUUAUACUUUUAACUCGUAAUAAUUUUAAAACAUAGCUAUUAAGAUCUUCUUUUUGUAUUAAUCACCUAUCACAACCACAACAUAUUACCUACCACUCAUGAUAUGAUGUCUACAAACGAAUAAGUAACUUGAAUCACAGUUUCUUUGUCAA